CGUUCUUUUGACGUCACGUAUCUCGCCAGGUACAGAAGUCCAUCGUGCAGAAUGAAAACAACUUUUGCUUAAUCUUCAUUAACAACGUGGGAGCGGAUCGUCAACGGAUUCACAUUUGUGGAGCAUCAUGGCAGAGAAACCUCAGCUGGUCAGUAUUUCGCCAGAGGACAUCGAGACUGAUGAGUGUUUGCGCACAUACACACACAUCUACAGCCCUGAUCUGCUCAUUGAUCAGGUUGCUUUUAUAACCGGCGGCGGGUCAGGUAUUGGAUUUAGAAUAGCAGAAGUUCUGAUGCGGCAUGGGUGUGACACGGUCAUUGCCAGUAGAAAUCUGGAGAAACUCUCUGAGGCAUCAAAGAAGUUAACCGGGGCUACAGGCAAGCGAUGUUUGCCGAUAGUAAUGGAUGUGCGUAAACCAGAGACAAUUACUGCUGCCGUGGAUGAAACAUUGAAGACUUUUGGACGUGUUGACAUACUUAUUAACAAUGCUGCAGGUAAUUUCUUGUGCCCAGCGACAUCCUUGUCAUUUAACGCUUUCAAGACAGUAAUGGAGAUCGACACCAUGGGAACUUUCAACGCUAGUAAAGUGGUGUUUGACAAAUGGUUCAAGGAUCAUGGAGGCUCCAUUGUCAACAUUUCCGCCACACUGGGAUACAGAGGUCAGGCUCUCCAGGUGCAUGCUGGGUCGGCAAAGGCUGCAAAUGAUGCCAUGACAAGGCACUUGGCGGUCGAGUGGGGCCCCAAUGGUGUGAGGGUGAACACAGUGGCCCCAGGGCCCAUCUCUGGCACAGAGGGAUACCGUAGACUGGGUGGUUCUCAUGCCGAGACUGCAGGGGCUUUCCGCGGCAUCCCAUUGCAAAGAGCCGGCAAUAAGACAGAAAUUGCACAUGCUGUUCUUUUCCUGGCCAGCCGCGCUGCUUCAUACGUCACUGGAACCAUACUGGUCACCGACGGAGGGGCGUGGCUCACCUCGACCAAUGACGUGGAGCAGAUGCUGGGUAUUAUCUCAUCUCGCUCUGCAAAACUAUGAACAGACAGCACCGCACACAGGUUUUUGGUCUGCAGAGAAAAGAAAGGAUAAAUAGCAUUACUAAAGUGGAUGAAAUAACCGCAAUGGACCAGUUGUAAUCAGGCCAACAUCUCCAUGAAGAUAUUAUUGAAGCUCGCAAAAACAUGCCCGGAUUAUUUUCACCCUCAAAAACCAAAGAAAAAAAGUGAAAUUAUAUUCUGCAUAAAGUAAAAUAAGCCUAUUUUUAGGAUUAUUAAAAACAUUGAUAUUAUUGAAAUUAAGUAAUUUCCACCCUAAUUCUAAUUUUCAUAAUGCUCUGUUAUACUAUUUUAGUUUAUUCUUAAUCAUGAAAUUUAAGGCAUAAAUUAAUGUCAAUAUUAUGAAUUAUGAAUGUUACAAUUUUAAUCUGAUUCAUUAUUUUUUGUCUCUCUCAUUCAUGGUAACAAGAAAAAAGACAGCAGUUUAUGCAAAUAUAUUUUCAAAUUUUCUUUUGAUUUUGAGGUGAGAUAUGAAAGAUGUGAGUCACCUGGUAUAUUUAUAGAUACCUCUGAACUGUGCAUUUUUAUUACAUAGCAGUUGUCAUAGAUUUCAGUUAUGUUUAACCACAAAGUAUUAGUAAUUAUAAUACAUCAAAAUGUCUAUUUUACUUCUGUUCUGAUCUACGUAAAUUAGUGCAUUUUUUCAUGUUCAGCUACAAUACAUUGUGAAGAAACGUAAAUAAUAUAUUAUUAUGUACUUCACAGUUUUCAUAAUAAAUCUUUUAUAAUGCUCAUA
Molecule: messenger RNA, 1783 nt
Organism: Pimephales promelas (fathead minnow)
Lineage: Eukaryota; Metazoa; Chordata; Actinopteri; Cypriniformes; Leuciscidae
Gene: decr2
Product: 2,4-dienoyl CoA reductase 2, peroxisomal
Biological process (GO): fatty acid catabolic process
Cellular component (GO): peroxisome
Molecular function (GO): 2,4-dienoyl-CoA reductase (NADPH) activity
Source: RefSeq, a predicted model, not a curated record